Myxocyprinus asiaticus (Chinese sucker) is the source of this 2044-nucleotide messenger RNA. RefSeq names its product probable G-protein coupled receptor 25. Gene Ontology annotation, molecular function: G protein-coupled receptor activity. Lineage: Eukaryota; Metazoa; Chordata; Actinopteri; Cypriniformes; Catostomidae. Gene Ontology annotation, biological process: immune response; G protein-coupled receptor signaling pathway. Gene Ontology annotation, cellular component: membrane. The transcript has a single exon. The record is from RefSeq and is a predicted model, not a curated record. The coding region runs from base 301 to 1449 and encodes 382 amino acids.
UAAACUAAACCUUUAAAAAUCCUGCGGGGAAAAGUUUGUAAUUUUGAAUAUACUAUAGCCCAGAUCUGGUAUGUAUUACCUAAUUAGCACUAAAUCAUGUCCCUCUAAAUGUUUUUGAUAUUAAUGUGGGAAUAUAAACUCAAGAUGGCAGUUAUUUAAAGUCUAAGAAAGCUCUUCUCUUUUAGAUAAAUUUGGAAUUGGAAAGAGAAAGAGAGAGAGAGAGCCCUGUUUAUGCAGUUUGUGGUUUCUAAGCAUGUGACAGACUAGGUUUUCUUAACUUUGCCCAUCACUUGUGCACAGAUGGCAAGCAGCACAGAGAUGGCACUCUUUGAUGUUACAAUGAGCUCGGCAAGUGAUUCUGGCACUGACAACUACAACCAUGAUCAUGAUUUAAAGCUCAACUCAACAGAUGAAUCUUACUACUAUGGCCCUUUCGAAAACGAACCGCUGCCCAUGUCCCAUGUCUACAUCCCUGUGCUGUACUACAUUAUGUUCUUUGUUGGCUUCUCAGGGAACCUGUUUGUCAUUUUGGUCAUAGGCAGUCGUCAUAAGAGAAACGGUCGUCUCGUGGACACCUUUGUACUGAACCUGGCAAUUGCUGAUCUUGUGUUUGUCCUCACAUUGCCACUUUGGGCUGUCGCGGCUGGUCGUCUUGAGUGGCCCUUCGGCGAGGCCCUGUGCAAGAUUAGCAGCUUCAUCAUUGCAGUCAACCGCUUUUCCAACAUCUUCUUCCUCACUUGCAUGAGCGUGGACCGCUACCUGGCUGUAGUGCGCCUGAUGGACUCUCAGUUCCUCCGGAGCAGCAACUGUGCACAAAUAACCUGCGGCAUUGUGUGGACUGUUUCGUUUCUCCUUGGAAUGCCAUCGUUGGUGUACCGUGGGAUGGACGUCACAGUGUGUUCUGAAGAUUCCAAAUCCUCUUUUGUUCAAGGAAUGAAUCUUCUGACAAUAUUUCUAACAUUUCUUCUACCCAUUCUGAUUCUUGGCCUCUGUUAUGGAUCAAUUUUGGUAAACCUGCGCCGGCAUUGUCACGCUGCAGAAAACUCUCGUGCAGGAGCCAGACGGCGAAACUCUCUCAAGAUUGUAUUCACUAUCAUUUCAAUAUUUCUAAUCUCCUGGCUUCCUUUCAAUGUGUUCAAGAGCAUCCAAGUAAUCUUACGUAUAAGCAGAGGAGAGCUGAAUGAUGAGACAAUAAUGCACAUUUAUAGUGGACUCACACUGUCCUGCUGCCUGGCAUUUCUCAACAGUUGUGUAAAUCCAGCCAUCUACUUGUUCCUGGAUCAGCAUUUCAGGCGCAAAGCCUAUGUUCUGUGUCUUACCUGCCUGGGUCAAGGAGACACACACCAGAGCUACAUCUCAUCUCAUUCUUUUUCUAACGGCACCUCUGAGACCUACCCUGGAAAUACGUCUAGCCAUGGACGCCUUUUCUCACUUACUCAGAAGGAGUGAAUUCUUUCAUGAAUUCUUUCAAGAAUACUUUCAAGAAAGCUUGCUCUCUCUAUAAUUGAAAUUAUUAAAUGAAACUAACACAUAUACAAGAUUAUAUUUAACUUUAAACAGAUUUGUUAUGGCAACGUUAAAAUGAGAUAUUAACAUGCAUUAAUUAAUCAUAGCAUUGCAUUAAUUAACCAUAGUGCAUUUAAUGAGAAUGUUGCAUGUAUUUUUAGAUACUUUUGAGCAAAGCUCCAUGCAUUUCUAUACUUGAUUUCUUGUUUUUUUUAUAUAUAUAUAUAUAUAUAAUAGACUAUUUGAAUAGACUUGUUGAAACAUUAAUUUAGUGAACAAGAUCAUUUUAAAUAAAUUGCUUGGAAAUAUUUGCAUGUAUGCAAAGUAAUCACAAUCAUAUUGUAUAAUAAAGAAAGCACCAAAAAUCGACAUGGUCAUUAUAAAUAGCAGUUUAGUGCCGAUUAUGAAUAUGCAUUAUUUAUUAAGUUUAUACAUAUAAUGCAGACAACAUUAAAAUGAAUGGCUUCCUUUUGUUGUAUUUACUUGUGUAUGUAUUCUAAAUAAUAAAAAAUUCCAAGCCUCUUUUGAUUUUCUUUUC